GUGGAAUAUUAAAUCAUUUUAUUGCCGCUCGUGCUGGGUUGCGUGAAAACAUUUAUUCUUGCCGGAGGUUGUUAAAGGGAGAGUUUUGUUGCCCGACUGUCGCAAUAUAAUUGCUGAAUGUAGAUCAGAGCCGAUGCAAAUUUACCAGGAGUGGCCUCACAGUUGUGGUCGAGCGAGGCCGACGGUUCAUGUCCAUCCAGGCAGAAAAUGCGAAAAUGAGCUUUCGCAGCAAGGAGCCAUACAACUUUCUGCGCACAAAAUCCAAGAAGAGUAAGUCAGAAAAGUCGUCUGAGGCGAAGCAAUGCUCGAGCAGCGAGAACAGCAAGUCCUCAAAGGCAGACUUCAUGGACCACGACUUUGCUCUCUACGGGAGGUCAGGGCGCAGGAACACGCUGCCCAAUCUGUUCCCGGAGGGCGAGAAUCUACAGUCGAUGAUGGCGAAGGGCAAGCAGAAGUCCCAAGAGGAUUUGACGCUGCCAGCCAUCGGCAAAGGAAGCAAAGAUGAGCAGCCGCUACCUUUCUUGGACUCGCUGAUUAAGAGAAAAAACAAAUUGCGACAGAGUUUCCACGGCACUCUCUCCUCCACUUUGCCGUCAUCGAAUAAAUUACUCAUGCGCCACGGCACCUCCGGCAAGAAUAAAAAAGGGUCAUCAAGCAGCUCGCAGCCGUCCUCUUGUGAAAAUUCUCCAUUUAUGAAAAGAGUUGAGUCAACUGGACGUUUUCGCCGUAAAGACGCAGAGAGUUCGUUGGAUAGCAACCCAAGCCUUCCUUCAACCCCUAAUACAGAAACGGUCGAGACGGCAAGUAUUUCAAAAAGCAUGACAGAUGAGGCAAGUGACGAGCCAGGUGGGGCUACCAUGGAAGGAUUGGCCAGACAAGCGCUCCUCGCAGCUAGAGUGUUCCAUUUGAUCCCUGUUGAAAAGGCCAGGGAAAGAAAUUUUCUGCAAGGUCGUAUUGCGUCAGUUUCAUUAAUGGGAAAGCUCGAGUUGGAUAAGGUGCUACCUCAAAGAGAAUUGUCUAUAUUUAUUGCUACCUGGAAUAUGAAUGGCCAACAACCACCAAAGGACCUGAACGAUUUGUUCCUACCUGCUGACCUAGAGCAUGUCCCUGACAUCUUAGUAGUUGGCACUCAAGAGUCAUACCCGGACAGAACUGAGUGGGAGGUUCAGAUUCAGGAAACGCUCGGCCCUUCACACGUUCUGUUCCACUCAGCAGUUUUUGGUGUUUUGCACAUAUGCAUUUUUAUGCGUCGUGACCUGAUCUGGUUCUGCUCCAUUCCCGAAGAAGCAAACGUCAGUACAAGAACUGCCGCUGCAUUUAGAACCAAAGGUGCUGUGGCUAUUGGCUUCAUGUUAUUUGGCACAUCCUGCUUGUUUAUUUGCUCUCACCUUACUGCACACGCUGACAAAGUGAAGGAACGCGUACAUGACGCCAGACGCAUCAUCGGCUCCCUUGAGCUGCCUAAAGCGCUGCCCCUUAGGACAAAGAGCAAGGACGCCACGCAAAACUACGAUUACGUGAUCUGGAGUGGCGACCUGAAUUUUAGACUAGACCAGAGUCGCGAGGAUGUGGUGCAGUGGGCAUGCAAUGAUCAAGCAUUUCCAGCUGAGGUGCCUUUAAUUUUAAAUGGCGACCAACUGCGACAAGUGAUGGAAGAAGGUUCAGCUUUCAAUGAUUUCCAAGAGGGACCCAUCCAUUUUCCACCAACCUACAAAUACGACCCAGGCACCGAUCACUUUGAUACAUCCAGCAAGAGGCGUACUCCCGCGUACACGGACCGCAUCUUGUUCCGCUCAAGACUCAUGCACGAACUCAAAUGCAAGAUGUACAGCUCUGCACAUCAGGUGCUCACAUCAGACCACAAGCCAGUCUGGGCUCUCUUCAGUGCCAAAAUUCGUCCAGGAAAAGACUCGGUACCACUGGCUGGAGGACAAUUUAAUCGAGAGGUUUACAUGGAGGGAAUGAAGAGAAGAGCUGCUGCCAUGGAGCGGCGCAAGGGUUCCUCUCUGAUCUGCUCUGUGCAGUAGAAAACACAAAAUGCCAAAGCUUCUAUAUUCAAUGGUUCCCUUCUUUUAACCUGGGUAUUAGUCUAGUCAGCAUUUUAAUUUCAGUGAUUAUAUGUGACAUAUCAUAUUGGGGACGUUUAGUUGUUGGCAGCGAAUUUACUCAAUAUUAGCCCGGUUAGCCUGUUGAAAUCCCUUGGAUAUUAGGUGUUAAAGCUUGAUAGUGUUCAACCCUAUGGUAUUAAGAUGGUUACAAAGCCAAAAUAGUAUUUUUUGUAGAGACCUUUCAAAGAAAUUUUGUGUUCACCCUCAAGCCACGUCAUUUUUAUGAGGUCCUCGAUCUGUUUGGAGCAGCUGAUUGCCUCAUGGAUGGGUGCUUAAAAGGACUUAAAACCUGAUGAAUUGAUCCCAAAUUCAAGGAUAUUUUGAUGUUUAAUGUCAUAUAUUGAUGUUAAGAGUUUAUACUGUCACAUAACUGUGAAAAUGUUACCCUAUUUUAAUAUCUGACUUUAAGCCCAAAUGCCUUGACUAAACAAGUAGAUAUGAUUGUGAUUGGAAUUUGAUGGAUCGGUAAGGAUUAGCCUGAGCAUAUUGUAACACGAAUCUCAAAUCAACCCUCAUAAUCAUUAAAACAAAAUAAAUUUAUUCAAUGUGCUUGUUUGAUGCACUGUUCUUGUUGUGUGCUGCACUCUGGAAGUUUGUAUUAACAAGGGCCCCUCUACAGCCGCUGCCUUGUUCACUUUCACGUGCAAGUUCUACUAUCUAGAAGCUAUUAUUUUACCUUUGUGUUCCCACGCCUAAGUUCUGUUCUUAUUUGAUGUGGUUCACUCACUAACACGUUUCAGAUUCUAGUCUUGGGAUUGUUGUUUUGUUUCAUACUACGCACAAUGAUUCAGAUGGUAAAUAACAAUAAAAUGUGUUGGUUAAUAUGCGUACAAAA
This is a messenger RNA of Cloeon dipterum, 2943 nucleotides long. It is a transcript of the gene INPP5E, whose product is annotated as Inositol-3-phosphate synthase. The coding region runs from base 189 to 2027 and encodes 612 amino acids. Gene Ontology annotation, biological process: phosphatidylinositol dephosphorylation. The record is from RefSeq and is a predicted model, not a curated record. NCBI's taxonomy places the organism in Eukaryota, Metazoa, Arthropoda, Insecta, Ephemeroptera, Baetidae. Gene Ontology annotation, molecular function: phosphatase activity. The transcript is spliced from 8 exons.